Molecule: messenger RNA, 3097 nt
Organism: Gambusia affinis (western mosquitofish)
Lineage: Eukaryota; Metazoa; Chordata; Actinopteri; Cyprinodontiformes; Poeciliidae
Gene: vps35
Product: VPS35 retromer complex component
Exons: 17
Coding region: 78-2519 (813 amino acids)
Biological process (GO): retrograde transport, endosome to Golgi; intracellular protein transport
Cellular component (GO): retromer, cargo-selective complex; retromer complex; late endosome
Source: RefSeq, a predicted model, not a curated record
AAAGAAGAAGAAGAAGAAGAAGAAGAAGAAGAAGAAGAAGCACCACCCUUCACUGGUGAGACGUCAUUGCGAAUCACAUGACAGGUCACCUCUCUGCUUGUACUGAAAAACGUCCAGUAAUCAUGCCAACCACGCAGCAGUCAGCUCAGGAUGAACAAGAGAAGCUUCUGGAUGAAGCUGUUCAGGCUGUCAAGGUCCAGUCAUUCCAGAUGAAACGAUGCUUGGAUAAGAACAAACUGAUGGAUGCUUUGAAGCAUGCCUCCAACAUGCUAGGUGAACUGAGAACAUCCAUGCUCUCUCCAAAAAGCUACUAUGAGUUAUACAUGGCCAUUUCUGAUGAACUGCACUAUCUCGAGGUUUAUUUGACCGAUGAGUUUGCCAAGGGACGCAAGGUGGCAGAUCUUUAUGAGCUGGUCCAGUAUGCUGGGAACAUCAUACCCAGGCUCUAUCUUCUGAUCACAGUGGGCGUAGUGUAUGUUCGCUCCUUUCCCCAGUCUCGCAAAGACAUCCUGAAAGACUUGGUGGAGAUGUGUCGUGGCGUCCAACACCCACUCAGAGGUCUCUUCCUGAGAAAUUAUCUGCUGCAGUGUACCCGUAACAUUCUUCCAGAUGAUGGAGAACAAGUGGAGGGCUCAGAUGAGAUGACUGGAGAUAUUAAUGACUCCAUAGACUUUGUCCUUCUGAACUUUGCUGAAAUGAACAAACUGUGGGUUCGGAUGCAGCAUCAAGGUCACAGCAGAGACCGAGAGAAGAGAGAAAAAGAACGACAGGAACUUAGGAUUCUGGUGGGCACCAAUCUAGUUCGUCUCAGUCAACUAGAGGGUGUGAAUGUGGAGAAGUACAAACAGAUUGUCCUUCCUGGAGUCCUGGAGCAAGUUGUGAACUGUAGAGACUCAUUGGCUCAGGAAUACCUAAUGGAGUGCAUUAUUCAGGUUUUUCCCGAUGAGUUCCAUCUUCAGACCCUGAACCCUUUUCUGCGUUCCUGUGCUGAGUUGCAUCAACAUGUCAAUGUUAAGAACAUCAUCAUUGCACUUAUUGACAGACUUGCUCUAUUUGCUCAUAGAGAAGAUGGUCCAGGUAUUCCACCUGAAAUCAAAUUGUUUGACAUUUUUUCUCAACAAGUGGCCACUGUUAUUCAAUCACGCCAGGACAUGCCAUCAGAGGACAUAGUAUCUUUACAAGUCUCUCUCAUCAAUUUGGCUAUGAAGUGCUACCCUGACCGUGUUGACUAUGUGGACAAAGUUCUGGAAAGCACGGUAGAAAUAUUUAACAAGCUCAACUUGGAACACAUAGCAACCAGUAGUGCUGUGUCCAAAGAACUUACCCGUCUUUUGAAGAUCCCAGUGGAUACCUACAACAAUGUGCUGAUGGUGCUGCAGCUCAAGCACUUCCCACCUCUCUUUGAAUACUUUGACUUUGAGUCCCGCAAGACCAUGAGUUGUUACGUACUGAGCAACACACUGGAGUCCAACACCAUUAUUGUUUCACAGGAACAGGUGGACUCAAUAUUAAGCUUGGUUUCCACACUGAUACAAGACCAGCCAGACCAGCCAGCUGAUGAUCCUGACCCCGAGGAUUUCGCCGAGGAGCAGAGUCUUGUUGGCCGCUUCAUUCAUCUUUUCCACUCUGAAGAUCCUGAUCAGCAGUAUCUUAUUCUUAAUACCGCCCGGAAACAUUUUGGUGCUGGAGGAAACCAGAGGAUCCGCUACACCUUGCCUCCUCUGGUGUUUGCUGCCUAUCAGCUGGCCUUUCGAUACAAAGCCAACUCAUCAGUGGAUGAUAAGUGGGAAAAGAAGUGCCAGAAGAUCUUUUCCUUUGCCCACCAGACUAUCAGUGCACUUAUCAAGGCUGAGCUUUCUGAGUUGCCUCUGCGACUGUUCCUGCAGGGAGCGCUGGCUGCUGGUGAAAUUGGUUUUGAGAAUCAUGAAACGGUGGCAUACGAGUUCAUGUCACAGGCCUUUUCUUUGUAUGAGGAUGAGAUUAGUGACUCCAAAGCCCAGCUGGCAGCCAUCACUCUGAUCAUCGGCACCUUUGAACGAAUGAGAUGUUUCAGUGAGGAAAAUCACGAGCCUUUGAGGACUCAAUGUGCCCUGGCUGCUUCCAAACUUUUAAAGAAGCCAGACCAGUGCCGAGCCGUCAGCAUAUGCGCCCAUCUCUUUUGGUCAGGUCGCAGCACUGACAAAAAUGGUGAAGAGAUACGUGAUGGGAAACGGGUGAUGGAAUGUCUAAAGAAAGCCCUGAAGAUUGCCAACCAGUGCAUGGAUUCAUCAUUGCAAGUCCAGCUUUUCAUUGAAAUCCUCAACAGAUACAUCUGCUUUUAUGAGAGGGAAAAUGAUGCGGUGACUCUCCAGGUACUAAAUCAGUUGAUCCAAAAGAUCAGGGAAGAUCUUCCUAACCUGGAAGCAAGUGAAGAAACAGAGCAGAUCAACAAACAUUUCAACAACACGCUGGAGCAUCUCCGUCUGCAGAGAGAGUCUCCCGAGUCCGAGGGACCUGCAUACGAGGGACUGGUCCUUUGAAACCAGUAAAGUUUGCCCUCUGUUACAUUUCAGGGAGCCAUGUAAAUGUAUCACUAUCAUAUUGUGACAUGCAUCUGCACGCCCACUUACUGAGAAACAUCAGGUAGGCCAGAAAUAAACAGAAAUGUAGAGAACUAAAUCACUCAGUCUUUCAUGUUAUUGUAUUUUCCUUUGUUUUAUUUACUUGUUACUUUCUCAAAUAUAUAUUUUUGUGCAGCUGGUUAGAUCAGUUAAUAAGCAUGUCAUUACUGCUAAAAUUGUCAGUCCUCCUAGCUGGACACAGGCCGUAUACGUUUAAUGCCUGUUGCUGUGAGAAAUUAAUUAUCUACAGAAUUGAACUGUGAUCUUCGAAAAUGUACAAUUUCACAGCUUUUUUGGUUAUUCAGAACGUGUCUGUAGCACAAAAUCUUCUUCCAAACUACAACACAUCAAAUGAUUUUGCUCCAAGGAAAGGAUUCCAAUUUACAAGUUUUCAAUUAAAAUGUAACCAAACAUUUGAACAAUGAGCUAAUAAAUAAACACUGCAUGAUUAUUGUUUGUAAUAAAUAAACUAAUUAAAUGUAGAAAAUGUCCUGGAU